Schizophyllum commune H4-8 is the source of this 1731-nucleotide messenger RNA. RefSeq names its product Phosphoglucose isomerase. Gene Ontology annotation, molecular function: monosaccharide binding; carbohydrate derivative binding; glucose-6-phosphate isomerase activity. Lineage: Eukaryota; Fungi; Basidiomycota; Agaricomycetes; Agaricales; Schizophyllaceae. Gene Ontology annotation, biological process: glucose 6-phosphate metabolic process; gluconeogenesis; glycolytic process. The transcript is spliced from 6 exons. The record is from RefSeq and is a predicted model, not a curated record. Bases 1 to 1731 code for a protein of 576 amino acids. Gene Ontology annotation, cellular component: cytosol.
AUGUCAACCGCAUCCAGCUACCCCUCAUGGGCAAAGCUCCAAGAGAUCUAUGACAAGCAAAAGGCGUCCCUCAAGCUCAGGGACCUUUUCGCGUCCGAUCCCGAGCGCUUCUCCAAGUUCUCCAGGACGUACACCUCGUCUUCCAACCCGGAGAACAAGUUCCUCGUCGACUACUCUAAGAACCUCAUCACCCCCGAGAUCCUGAGCGCGUUGUUCAGCCUUGCGCGCGAGGCCAAUGUCGAGAGCCUCCGGGACGCCAUGUUCGCCGGCGAACACAUCAACACGACCGAGGACCGCGCCGUCCUUCACGUCGCCCUCCGCGAUAUCACAUCGUCCUUCACCAGCAAGACGUCCAAGGAGCCGGGUGUCAACGAGGUCCCCAAAGUCCUCGCCCACAUCAAGUCCUUCUCCGACGCCGUCAGGUCCGGCGACUGGAAGGGCUACACCGGCAAGCCCAUCAAGUCCAUCGUCAACAUUGGCAUCGGCGGCAGCGAUCUCGGCCCCGUCAUGGUCACCGAGGCGCUCAAGCCCUACUCCAUUCGCUCCCUCGACUUCCACUUCGUCUCCAACAUCGACGGCACCCACCUCGCCGAGACCACCAAGCUCUGCGACCCCGAGACCACGCUCUUCAUCAUCGCCUCCAAGACCUUCACCACCCAGGAGACCAUCACGAACGCGAUCUCCGCUCGCAACUGGUUCCUCGCCACCGCCAAGGACCAGGCGCACGUCGCGAAGCACUUCGUCGCGCUCUCCACCAACACCGCCAAGGUCACCGAGUUUGGCAUCGCCGAGGAGAACAUGUUUGCGUUCUGGGACUGGGUCGGCGGCCGCUACAGCCUCUGGAGCGCCAUCGGUCUCAGCAUCGCGCUCAGCAUCGGGUACGAGAACUUUGAGGAACUCCUUCGCGGCGCGAACGACAUGGACAAGCACUUUACCUCGACGCCCUUGGAGGAGAACCUGCCCGUCAUCCUCGCGCUUAUCGGCAUCUGGUACAACGACUUUUACGGCUCGCAAACGCACGUCCUUCUCCCCUAUGACCAGUACCUGCACAAGUUUGCGGAUUACUUCCAGCAGGGUGACAUGGAGAGCAACGGCAAGACCGUCACAAAGAAGGGUGAUAGGGUCAACUAUCAGACUGGCCCAAUUAUCUGGGGCGCGUCCGGUACCAACGGCCAGCAUUCCUUCUAUCAACUCCUUCACCAGGGCACGAAACUCGUCCCCGCGGACUUUCUCGCGCCGGCGACGAGCCACAAUGAGCUCAAGGUUGCUGAUGGCGGCUCUCACCACCGCAUCUUGCUCUCCAACUUCUUCGCGCAGCCCGAAGCUCUCGCGUUCGGCAAGACCGAGGAGGAGGUUCGCAAGGAGCUCGGUCCGAAUGCGUCCGACAUCGUGGUGAAGGCGAAGGUCUUCGAGGGCAACCGGCCCAGCAACAGCAUCCUGUUCCCGAAGCUGACGCCAGCUGUACUUGGCUCAUUGAUCGCUUUGUACGAGCACAAGAUCUUCGUCCAGGGCGCAAUUUGGGGCAUCAACUCGUACGACCAAAUGGGUGUCGAACUUGGUAAGGUCCUCGCGAAGAACAUCCUCAAGCAGCUAGGGAAGCCCGAGGAUGUUUCUGGCCACGACAGUUCGGUGCGUGUCCUUUCUUGGAACGUCUGCUUAUGCCGUAUCCCGCUCAUGCAUUCGCAGACAACGGGCAUCAUCCACCAGUACCAGGCCUGGCGCAAGGAGUAG